CAAUAGCCGAGUCAACGCCGUAAAUCAACUGAACACCAAACUCCAGGAAGCGAAUUUUCCCGGGAAAGCACUAUAAAAGAGAAACCCGCGCGCGAAGCAGGGAAAAGUGCUUUGAAGAACCAUACAUUUUCGAUUCUCGUGCUCCAAACGCAUUUGAGAAAGGAGCGCGAGAGAGAGAGUCAGAAACUCGAACGCCAAAAUAUUUACCCAGAAAUGUCUCCCCACGAUGACUCUCGCAAGUCUCUCAUCCCAACCUUCCUCUAUUCUUCUUCUUCUUCUUCUUCUUCUUUGUUGAAGAAAACGAGGCCGUUCGAUUUGGACACGUUGAGGACGACGAGCCCUCAUGGAUCAUCAUCCUCGUCGAAGAGUUUUGUGGUUCCGGCACCGAAGGAGAAGAUCGAGAUGUACUCACCGGCUUUCUACGCCGUGUGUACGGCCGGUGGGUCCCUCUGCACUGGUCUCACCCACACGCUUAUUACUCCUCUCGAUGUCGUCAAGUGCAAUAUGCAGAUUGACCCAGCGAAAUAUAAGAGCAUCUCGUCUGGAUUUGGAGUUUUGCUGAAGGAACAGGGAGUUAGAGGUUUCUUUAGAGGUUGGGUGCCCACUUUGCUUGGUUACAGUGCGCAAGGUGCUUGCAAGUAUGGAUUUUAUGAGUUCUUUAAGAAGUACUACUCGGACAUUGCUGGUCCUGAGUAUGCCGCCAAGUACAAAACCUUGAUCUAUCUUGCUGGUUCAGCAUCUGCUGAAGUGAUUGCUGAUGUUGCCCUCUGCCCCAUGGAGGCCGUGAAAGUUCGUGUCCAAACUCAGCCUGGGUUCGCCCGAGGUUUAGGAGAUGGGCUUCCCAAGUUUGUCAAGUCUGAAGGAGCUCUUGGCUUGUACAAAGGGCUUGUUCCUCUUUGGGGUCGUCAGAUUCCAUAUACCAUGAUGAAAUUUGCAUCCUUUGAGACUAUUGUGGAGAUGAUGUACAAGCAUGCCAUCCCAACCCCAAAAGACCAGUGCAGCCAAACUCUGCAGCUUGGGGUGAGCCUUGCUGGCGGAUAUGUGGCUGGUAUAUUCUGUGCUAUCAUCUCACACCCUGCUGACAAUCUGGUGUCUUUCCUCAACAAUGCCAAGGGUGCAACUGUCGGUGAUGCUGUAAAGAAGAUGGGAUUGUGGGGUCUCUGUACCCGUGGCCUUCCUCUUCGUAUAGUCAUGAUCGGAACCCUCACGGGUGCCCAAUGGGGAAUUUAUGAUGCUGUCAAAGUCUCUCUUGGGCUGCCAACUACUGGUGGUGUUACUCCUGACCCUGCUGCCACAGCACUUGCGAAGGUGUGAGUCUAGGUGAUGGUCAACAAUCAAAUGUUACGAAAGGGUUUUUUUUUUUUUUUUUUUGAUCGAUCAUAUAAUAUUUGUGUGCCUUAUUUGAUUCUUGAGUGUAUGGUUUUGAUUUCAUCCUCAAACUCAAUAUAUAGUAUCUAUUUGGUACUUGGUAAUUUUGGGGAUUAGUUUCCCCUUGGAGGAAUAUAUUUAUAUAAUAUGCCAUUUU
Corylus avellana is the source of this 1525-nucleotide messenger RNA. RefSeq names its product mitochondrial phosphate carrier protein 3, mitochondrial. Gene Ontology annotation, cellular component: mitochondrial inner membrane. Gene Ontology annotation, molecular function: phosphate transmembrane transporter activity. Gene Ontology annotation, biological process: mitochondrial phosphate ion transmembrane transport. The record is from RefSeq and is a predicted model, not a curated record. NCBI's taxonomy places the organism in Eukaryota, Viridiplantae, Streptophyta, Magnoliopsida, Fagales, Betulaceae.